Molecule: messenger RNA, 5143 nt
Organism: Vitis vinifera (wine grape)
Lineage: Eukaryota; Viridiplantae; Streptophyta; Magnoliopsida; Vitales; Vitaceae
Product: phytochrome C
Exons: 4
Coding region: 1307-4663 (1118 amino acids)
Biological process (GO): red, far-red light phototransduction; detection of visible light; protein-tetrapyrrole linkage
Cellular component (GO): nucleus
Molecular function (GO): protein homodimerization activity; photoreceptor activity; phosphorelay sensor kinase activity
Source: RefSeq, a predicted model, not a curated record
UGAAAAGGUCUGAGAAGUUGAAUUAUUUUUCUUACAAUCCAAACAAACGUGAUGUAAUUGUGCGUAAUAAAUUCAAAGCCAUUCAUGCUCAAUUUAUCGUUUUCAUGAAGCAAAAGAGGAAGAUUGAUGAGGUUGGAGCGUAUUACUCAACAGUGUAGAAGUCUCUUUCCCAAGGCCAUAUCCGACAAGGAUUCACCUCUCCGUUGCCUCAUUUGAAGUAAGCAAUCCAAGUCUCCUCGUUUAACUAUUGAGUGGAAAAUUGGAAAGUAGUUUACCAGAAAAACACACUAUGAAACAAAUUCCAUGAGAAGAAGAUAGUGGCUUCAAUCUUCAGAUUCAUCUUUGUUUAAUUUUGGUUGCAAGUUUCGAGCUUCAGGGUUCAUGGGUCAGCUUCAGAAAUCAGGUGGGUUCACGUGUUGCUGAUCCAUGUCUUGCAAAUUUGAUGGUCAGUUACACACUCGCAACUCUGUCAGUUUCUUUUGGUUAUUUAUUCGGUCUUUUUGGAGCUCUGUGUUCUGUUUUGGUUUGGGGGUUUGAGGUUUUAUCCCCUCAGGUAUGAACGUUUCAGGUAUGGGUUGGAAGAAACGGUUUUGAUUACUUGAAUUCUGUGUGAGGGUUGAAGAAUUUGAGUAAUGGGUCACUGGUGAUUUUGGCGUAUCUAUCUGGGUUUUGUUUCUUGAGGGCCCAAAGGGGCUUAUGGAGGUACUGAAGAGAACGGAGAUAUAAGUUGCUGCUUAGUGGAAUUAGGCAAUGCAAAGCGAUUCUGUGGAUGCGUCUCAAUAGAUUUGGAAGUUAUGCAAUCUGGGUUUGUAUGAUUUGACUAUCUGGGUAGUAGUUCUUCAUUGUUUAUGGAGGGACUUUUUGGAGGCAAUAAGGAGAACCCACUUUAUUGAUGUUCUUGGAGAAUCCGUUUUUGUUGACCCUUUUCUUUCCCUUUACUUUGGUGCCUUUAUCUGUUGAGAAUCGAAUCAUGCGUACUCUGUGAAUUAUCAACUUCCUUUUAUCGAGCUUUGAAUGGCUACAUGGGCUCUGGCGAUAAAGGAAAGGGAUUUCUUUUAUGUUUUGUGGUGGGUUUCACUAUUACCCCUUUCAUGAUGAUUCCUGGGUCCCGUAGAUUCUACUUGAUAGAGAGGAACUAAUUUGUUUGGGCUUUGGAUUUGAUUUUGGUUUUUCUCUUCUGUGAUAUUCUUCUGUUUUUUUUUUCUUCUUGGAGUAUAUACUUUGGGAUUUUAUGGUGGAAGGUUUCGUAUUACUACUCCAGUUUCAUGGAUCAGAUUGAUUAAAGGAGCUGGUGGGAGAAGAAAAGAUGUCCUCAAAGUCUACUAACAAGACGAAUUGUUCUAGGAGCAGCUCUGCUCGAUCAAAACAUGGCGCCCGUGUGGUGGCACAGACCCCAAUUGAUGCCCAGCUUCAUGUGAACUUUGAGGAGUCUGAACGUCAUUUUGAUUACUCUGCUUCAGUUGACUUCAAUAUCUCAAGUUCCACUAGUGAUGUCCCCUCUUCUACGGUCUCAGCUUACCUCCAAAAGAUGCAGAGGGGAAACCUGAUCCAACCAUUUGGCUGCAUGAUUGCAGUUGAUGAGCAGAAUCUCACAGUUCUUGCCUACAGCGAAAAUGCCCCUGAAAUGUUGGACUUAGCCCCACAUGCUGUUCCAAGCAUUGAGCAGCAAGAGGCCUUGGCAAUUGGAACAGAUGUUCGGACACUCUUUCGAUCCUCGGGGGCAGCUGCCUUGCAGAAAGCAGCCAAUUUUGGGGAAGUCAAUCUCCUCAAUCCCAUAUUGGUCCAUUGUAGAAACUCCGGUAAGCCCUUCUAUGCAAUUCUGCACCGAAUUGAUGUAGGGUUAAUUAUAGAUUUGGAGCCAGUGAAUCCAGCUGAUGUCCCAGUUACAGCGGCUGGGGCAUUAAAGUCAUAUAAGCUUGCUGCCAAAGCCAUUUCAAGAUUGCAAUCUUUGCCAAGUGGGAAUAUAUCACUGUUAUGUGACGUGUUAGUCAAGGAAGCGAGUGAAUUAACGGGUUAUGAUCGAGUGAUGGUGUAUAAAUUUCAUGAGGAUGAGCAUGGGGAAGUUAUUGCAGAGUGCCGCAAACCCGACUUGGAACCCUAUCUUGGUUUGCAUUACCCAGCUACUGAUAUACCACAAGCUUCAAGAUUCCUCUUCAUGAAAAAUAAGGUUAGGAUGAUAUGUGAUUGUUUGGCCCCGCCUGUUAAAGUUAUUCAAAACAAAAGAUUAGCUCAGCCAUUGAGCCUCUGUGGAUCCACAUUGAGAUCUCCUCAUGGGUGUCAUGCACAGUACAUGGCGAAUAUGGGUUCGGUUGCAUCGCUUGUGAUGUCUGUGACCAUCAAUGAGGAAGAUGAUGAUACAGAGAGUGAGCAACAAAAGGGAAGAAAAUUGUGGGGCUUGGUGGUUUGCCAUAAUACAAGCCCUAGGUUUGUUCCGUUCCCUUUGAGGUAUGCCUGUGAGUUUUUGGUUCAAGUUUUUGGUGUACAAAUUAGCAAGGAAAUGGAGCUAGCUGCCCAAAUGAAGGAGAAGCAUAUUUUGCAGACACAAACCGUGCUUUGCGACAUGCUCCUUAGAGAUGCACCUGUAGGAAUUGUUACUCAAUCACCCAAUGUGAUGGACCUGGUUAGGUGUGAUGGAGCUGCGCUCUACUACCAGAAGAAAUUUUGGUUGCUUGGGGUCACCCCUACAGAGGCACAGAUUAGAGAUAUAGUUGAGUGGCUUCUUGAGUACCACAGUGGGAGUACAGGCUUAAGUACUGAUAGCCUGAUGGAAGCUGGCUACCCAGCUGCCUCAGUUCUUGGUGAUGCAGUUUGUGGGAUUGCUGCCGUUAAGAUUAAUUCAAACGAUUUCCUUUUUUGGUUCCGGUCCCACACGGCAAAGGAGAUUAAGUGGGGUGGUGCAAAACAUGAUCCUGAUGAUAAGGAUGAUGGGAGAAAGAUGCACCCUAGAUCCUCAUUCAAGGCUUUUCUGGAGGUGGUAAAGCGGCGGAGCCUACCUUGGGAAGAUGUGGAAAUGGAUGCCAUCCAUUCCUUGCAGCUGAUAUUGAGAGGCUCCUUGCAGGAUAAGAGCGCAGAUGACUCUAAAAUGAUUGUGAAUGUUCCAUCAGUUGAUGCCAGCAUAAAAAUGGCUGAUGACUUGCGCAUAGUCACAAAUGAAAUGGUUCGUCUUAUUGAAACAGCUUCUGUUCCCAUCCUGGCUGUUGAUGCCGCUGGUUGCAUAAAUGGGUGGAAUAACAAAGCGGCCGAGCUAACAGGAUUGAUCAUGCAGCAAGCCAUUGGCAUGCCCUUAAUUAAUCUUGUUGAGAAUGAUUCAGCCGACAUGGUGAAGAAGAUGCUCUCCAUGGCAUUGCAAGGUAUAGAAGAGCAAAAUGUUGAGAUCAAACUCAAGACAUUUGGUCCCCAGGAAAACAAUGGCCCUGUUAUAUUGGUAGUUAAUGCAUGUUGUAGCCGAGACAUAAAGGAUAAUGUCGUAGGGGUUUGCUUCGUUGGGCAAGAUAUCACAGGGCAAAAGAUGGUUAUGGACAAAUAUACUCGUAUCCAAGGUGAUUAUGUUGGAAUUGUGCGGAACCCAUCUGCACUAAUUCCUCCCAUUUUUAUGAUGGACGAGCAUGGUCGAUGCUUGGAAUGGAAUGAUGCAAUGCAAAACUUGUCUGGUCUGAAGAGAGAAGAAGCCACUGAUAGGAUGCUUCUCGGGGAGGUUUUUACGGUCAAUAAUUUUGGUUGUCAGGUUAAAGAUCAUGACACAUUAACCAAGCUCAGGAUAUUACUAAAUGGAGCCAUUGCAGGUCAGGAUGCACAGAAAUUGUUAUUUGGGUUCUUUGAUCAGCACGGUAAAUACAUUGAAGCAUUACUUUCUGCAAACAAAAGGACUGAUGCAGAGGGAAAGAUCACUGGGGUUUUGUGUUUUUUGCACGUGGCUAGUCCUGAACUUCAACACGCCAUGCAGGUGCAGAGAAUAUCGGAACAGGCUGCAGCUGAUAGCCUCAAGAAAUUGGCAUAUAUUCGUCAGCAGAUCAGGAAGCCUUUAAAUGGAAUAAUGUUCAUUCAGAAUCUGAUGGACUCAUCUGAGCUAAGUCAAGACCAGAAAAAAUUCCUGAGGACAAGCAUGAUGUGUCAAGAACAAUUAACAAAGAUCGUUGAUGACACUGAUCUCGAGAGCAUUGAGGAAUGCUAUAUGGAAUUGAAUUCUGGUGAGUUUAACCUAGGGGAAGUUUUGGAGGUUGUCAUAAGUCAAGCGAUGAUUCUGAGCCGGGAGCGUCGGGUGGAGAUCAUCUAUGAUUCACCUGCUGAAGUGUCGUCCAUGCUUUUGUAUGGUGACAACUUGAGGCUUCAACAAGUCCUUUCAGAUUUCUUAACAAAUGCGCUUCUCUUCACCCCUGCAUUUGAAGGAUCAUCAGUUGCACUCAGAGUAAUUCCAAGAAGGGAGUGUAUAGGGACAAAGGUUCACAUUGUACAUCUUGAAUUUCGGAUUGCCCAUCCAGCACCUGGGAUCCCAGAAGACUUGAUCCAACAGAUGUUUCACCACAGCCAGGGUGUAUCAAGGGAAGGUCUUGGCCUAUACAUCAACCAAAAGCUUGUGAAGAUCAUGAACGGCACGGUUCAGUAUCUCAGAGAGGCACAGGGAUCAUCCUUCAUCAUUCUCAUAGAGUUCCCAUUGGCUCACUAGAACAACAGCCAAUGAAUCCAGUGAGAGCUUGACACUGAGACUUCAACAAUCUGCACAGCCACCUUCACAAGAACCCUACUCAAUGGCAUCUUGUGUUGGCAAAAUGAGUUCCGAAACAGCCCAGGAUUGGACUGGACGACCCUUUGAAGGCUGUAAGUUGCUGGAGUAUCUGCAACUCAGGUUGGCAUAUUGGUUAAUCAUGGAUUGAAAAUCAGGGGCUGUUCGCUGAAUUGCUCGAAGGAUUAUGCAAAUGAAGAACACCCCUAAGUUGAGUGUAAAAUUUUCAUGGCUUCCCACCUUCUGUACUUUAUUUUUCUACUCUUUGUAUCAUCAUUCUUAGGUUUCAUUGUAUGUUUUCCUCGUAAAGACUCAAUUCAUAUAACUUUCAUACACUGGAAGAAACAGUGCCAGGCAAGUGAACAUUGUAUAGAGAAACCUCUUGAUCAACGCUUUAGUAAAGUUUUCCUAAACUUGGAUAAA